This is a messenger RNA of Quercus robur (English oak), 3600 nucleotides long. RefSeq names its product receptor-like protein 53. NCBI's taxonomy places the organism in Eukaryota, Viridiplantae, Streptophyta, Magnoliopsida, Fagales, Fagaceae. The transcript is spliced from 2 exons. The coding region runs from base 42 to 3509 and encodes 1155 amino acids. Gene Ontology annotation, molecular function: protein binding. The record is from RefSeq and is a predicted model, not a curated record.
ACUUGCCACCCAAUUCUCCAUUUACUUCCUCUGCUGUAAAGAUGUUCAGUACGGGGAAAAUGAAUCAGCAAUACCUGCCUUUAUUCCUUGCCUCUUGUUUCUUCUUCAUUUCUCUUUCUCAAACUUCCUCUAAUACUUCCUCUCAUCAUCAUUGCCUCCCUGACCAAAGUGCUCAUUUGCUGCAACUAAGACAAGAAUUUGUUGAAAGGAAUUAUUCUGAUUACUAUGAUUAUUACUAUCAUGGUUCUUAUCCAAAGAUGAAGUCUUGGAAGGCAGAUAGUGAUUGUUGUUCCUGGGAUGGGGUCAAAUGUGAUACACAGAAUGGUGAGGUGAUUGGCUUAGACCUGAGCAAUAGUUGGCUUUAUGGGCCUCUCAACUCUAACAGCACCCUCUUCAGUUUUCGUCACCUUCGGAAACUCAACCUUGCCCUCAACAACUUCUCUUCGUCCCCAAUCCCAUCUGAAUUUGGCCAGUUUGUAAGGUUGACCCAUCUCAACCUCUCUCGUUCCUUCUUACAUGGCCGAAUCCCGUCGGAAAUUUCAGGGCUAUCCAAUUUGGUUUCACUUGAUCUCUCUGUCAAUUAUUUUGUUUACUCUGUUGGUGGUGAUUAUUAUGAGAAAUUGUUGGAUCUCAGAAGAAUUGAUCUCGAAGCACUUGUCCAGAACGUGACAUAUUUGAGAGAACUUCAUCUAGAUGAUGUGAACAUUUCGUCGUCACUACCUCAAUCCCUAGCAAACUUGUCUUCUUUGACUUCUCUUUCUCUGUCUUCGUGCUAUUUGCAGGGCAAAUUUCCCUCAGAUAUUUUCCUGUUGCCCAAGAUACAAGCCAUUGAUAUGUCAUUUAACCAAGAUCUUGUUGGUUUUCUUCCCAAAUUCCGAUCCCGUAGUUCCUUAAAGGAAUUGCAUCUCUCUUUUACAAAAUUUUCUGGGGAAUUGCCUAGUUCGAUCAGCAACCUCAAGUCCUUGAAUUAUUUGGAUCUUUCUUAUACAAAGAUUUCUGGUGAAUUGCCCAGUUCAAUCAGCAACCUCAAGUCCUUGAAUUAUUUGGAUCUUGGUUCAUGUAAUUUUUUAGGGACAAUUCCCCCGUCUAUUGGAAACCUAUCACAGCUUACUCAUCUUUCCCUCUCAGAUAACAAUUUCCAAGGUCAGCUUCCAUCUAUAUUAGGAAACCUCAAGUCCUUGAAUUAUUUGGAUCUUCAUUCAAGUAAUUUUUCAGGGGCAAUUCCCCCAUCUAUUGGAAACCUAUCACAGCUUACUCAUCUUUUCCUCUCAUAUAACAAUUUCCAUGGUCAGCUUCCAUCUACAUUAGGAAACCUCAAGUCCUUGAAUUAUUUGGAUGUUUCUUCAAGUAAUUUUUCAGGGGCAAUUCCCCCUUUUAUUGGAAACCUAUCACAGCUUACUUAUCUUUCCCUCUCAUAUAACAAUUUUCAUGGUCAGCUUCCAUCUACAGUGGGAAACCUUGCAAAACUCACUUCUCUGAGACUUGACAAUGUCCUUUACUAUUGGGAAGUACCAUCUUUCUUGGGAAAUCUUACACAAUUAGAAGACUUAAGCCUUUCGAAUAACAAUUUUGACUGUGGCUUCCCAAUUUGGCUAACAAAUAUUACUACCCUCCGUUCCAUAAAUUUCUACAGAAAUCAUUUGAAAGGCCCAAUCCCAUCUGAAAUAGGUAGACUUUCUAAUUUGUCUAUGCUUGACUUGUCUCAUAACUCUCUCACAGAGGCCAUUCCCUCGGUUUUGUUUACAAUCCCUUCAUUGUCUUCACUAUAUCUAGAUCAAAAUCAGCUCAUUGUCCCUCUCAAAUUCCAAAAUAACUCUUUAUCACCAUUACAUUCCCUUGAAUUGAGUGGAAACAAAAUGAGUGAAUCGUUUCUAAGGUCAAUUGUCAAUUUCACUAAGCUACAAAGGCUGUCACUUUCUUCAAUCAACCUAAAGGGCAUGGUGGAAUUGAACAAUUUCUUCCAGCUUAAAGAGCUUCAGUAUCUCGAUCUUUCAGGUAACAAAGUAUUUGUUUCAAAAGUAAACAUCAGUUCAACCCUCCCCAAAUUUUCAUAUUUGUGGUUGUCUUCAUGCAAUUUGUCUAAAUUUCCAACUUUUCUAGAAGCCCAAAAUGAAUUGGAAUAUUUAGAUCUUUCCAACAACAACAUUGAAGGUAACAUACCUAAAUGGUUUUGGAAUGUUGGAAAAGAGACAUUGGGAUACCUAAAUCUUUCCUAUAACCUUUUACGCAAAUUUGAGCAACCUCCAGUAGUUCUUCCAUGGAAAAAUAUGUACCUUUUAGACUUGAGUUCCAACAUGUUGCAAGGGUCAUUUCCUAUUCCCCCAUUGUCUACACAAUAUUUUUUGGCCUCAAAAAAUAAAUUGACAGGAAGUAUCCCCCCAAUGAUAUGUAAGGUGCAUGCUCUAGAAGUCCUUGAUGUGUCUAAUAACCAAUUGACUAGUCAGAUUCCACAAUGUUUGCUGAACUCAAGCAAUUCUCUUGUAGUAUUGGCUAUGAAAAAUAACCACUUUCAAGGAAACAUGCCUGAAACAUUCAAAAAUGGAUGUAGUUUGGUGACACUAGACUUGAAUCACAACCAAAUACAUGGGAAGAUUCCACGAUCACUUGUCAAAUGUAAAAUGCUAGAAGUUUUGAAUCUUGGAAAUAACAAAUUGAAUGAUACAUUCCCUUUCUGGUUGGAGUCUUUACCAGAGUUACGGAUUCUUGUCUUGCAAGCAAAUAGAUUCCAUGGUCCUAUAUGGGAUCCACAUGUAAAUUUUGGCUUAUCCAAGCUACAUGUCAUUGACCUCUCUCACAAUAAUUUCUCUGGCAAGUUACCAUCAAAGUUCUUUCAAAAUUGGAGUGCAAUCUCAAGGGUCUCUGACAAAGACAAAUCACAACCAGGGUACAUGGGAGAUGGCUCCAGUUAUUACAAAGACUCAAUGACUAUAGUGAAUAAAGGAGUAGAAGUGGAAUUGGUAAAAAUCUUGACCAUCUUCACAGCUAUUGAUCUCUCUGACAAUAGGUUUUUUGGAGAAAUUCCAGAUAGCGUGGGGAACCUCAAGGCACUAAUUGUACUCAAUUUAUCAAGCAAUGACUUUACGAGCCAAAUUCCAUCAUCUUUGGGAAACUUAGUUGAGCUUGAAUCUUUGGAUCUUUCUCGAAAUAGCAUCUUUGGUGAAAUCCCUCAACAGCUAACAAGUCUCACGUUUCUUGAGUAUUUAAACCUCUCUCAAAAUCAACUUUUUGGUCCAAUUCCACAAGGUGGGCAGUUUUCGACGUUUCAAAGUUCCUCUUUUGAGGGAAACUUUGGAUUGUGUGGCUUUCAGCUGUCAAAGAAAUGUGGAAAUAAUGAGAUACCAACUUCUGAAAUGAGAAAUGAAUCAUCAUUGGGACAAGGAUUUGGUUGGAAAGUGGUAGUGAUAGGAUAUGCUUGUGGAUUGGUAAUUGGAUUGGUUAUUGGACAUGUUGUCACCACAAAAAGGACACAUUGGCUUAUGAGAAAUUUUGGAGUGAACUUACAUACGUGAAGAUUAAGACUAGUAGAGGCACUUGCUAUAGAUUUACAGUGAUUGUAAUGAUUGUAUUUAAGUGUGUAAUAAGUUAAGUCUUGUUGAGUGU